Mus pahari (shrew mouse) is the source of this 933-nucleotide messenger RNA. It is a transcript of the gene Rep15, whose product is annotated as RAB15 effector protein. The record is from RefSeq and is a predicted model, not a curated record. Bases 121 to 813 code for a protein of 230 amino acids. The transcript has a single exon. Gene Ontology annotation, biological process: receptor recycling. NCBI's taxonomy places the organism in Eukaryota, Metazoa, Chordata, Mammalia, Rodentia, Muridae.
GAAGCUGGUGGUGGCUCUGACAGGUGUGGCUUCACUGAAGAAAAUCUCUGAGAAAGAGGCAGUUCCCGGUGACAUUCACAUGCUGGAUAGCUAGGAGCAGCAUUCACUGGGUGUGAGAAAAUGGGGCAAAAGGCCUCACAGCAGGUGGCUCCGAAGGUCAGCCAGGAGGUUCUCCUCAUGUGUGAGGUGGUCGGUGCGGCUAUUUCCCACGCAGCGCAGAAGCUGAAGGAGUACCUUGUGUUUGAGUAUCCGCUGAGCAGACUCUGCCUUGCAGCGAGUUCACUGACUGAGAUCUUCCUCGUCCACUUUGUUACCUUCUGCCAGGAAAGGGGAGCGGAUGAGUGGCUCACCACCACCAAGAUGACCAAGCAUCAGGCCUGGCUCUUUGGAGCAGACUGGAUUUGGACCUUCUGGGGACCUGAUAAGCAAAUACGGCUUCAGGUGGCAGUGCAGACCCUGAGGAUGGCUUCGCUCCCUCUGACGGACCCAAAAUCCUGUGAGUCAAGGGGAGAAGAGUCUUGGAAAAAAGGCAGAUUUGACAAGCUGGAAGAGUUCUGUAACUUGGUAGGAGAGGACUGUCUGGGUCUGUUUAUCAUCUUUGGUGUGCCUGGAGAACCUAAGGCCAUCAGAGGCGUUGUCCUGGAGAGCGUCAGAAACAGGAUGGUGGAGAGCCAGCUGCCAGGGCGCAAGGCUGUGGAGCAGUUUGUGCUGGAAACAGAGGAUUGUGUCUCCAUCAAAGAGCUGCUGGGGAACUGUCUGAGUAAAAGAGAUGGGCUGAGUGGCAUGGGCAGGGUUUACAUCCGCAUCCUCUAAACUGGGCAUGUUGCUGUGACUGGCCUGUGAGACAGAACAGGAGGACAAUCCCCAGCACAGGGCUGUCCACCCCCUACAUUGACUGAAAGUGAUCACCUUGCUAGUGUCAGUUACGGAAAA